Adineta ricciae is the source of this 474-nucleotide messenger RNA. The record is from the annotation of a GenBank genome assembly. Lineage: Eukaryota; Metazoa; Rotifera; Eurotatoria; Adinetida; Adinetidae.
AUGCAGAUCUUUGUGCGUACUCUCGAUGAUCGAACAUUAACACUCGAUGUUCAACCCGAAGAUACCAUCAAUGAAAUCAAAGAAAUCGUUGAACAACGUGAAGGUAUUCCCGCUGAUGAACAGCGUUUGACAUUAGGUGGAAUUUCAUUAAAUGAUGAAUUGACACUUACCGAAUGUCAAGUCGAAGAUGAAAGUACACUCUAUGUUUUACUCGAUCUCGAAGGUGGUGGUAAAAAACGUAAGAAGAAAUCUUACAACACACCCAAGAAAAACAAACACAAACACAAGAAAGUCAAACUGGCUGUUUUGAAAUAUUACAAAGUGGAAGAUUCUGGCAAAAUCCGUCGUUUGAGACGCGAAUGCCAAUCAAAACAAUGCGGUGCUGGUGUCUUCAUGGCCGCCCAUCACGAUCGAAACUACUGUGGCAAAUGCUGUGUGACUUAUAUGUUCAACAAACGUGAAGAAGAUCAAUAG